Messenger RNA from Seriola dumerili (greater amberjack), 1048 nucleotides. It is a transcript of the gene fev, whose product is annotated as FEV, ETS transcription factor. The transcript is spliced from 3 exons. Gene Ontology annotation, biological process: cell differentiation; regulation of transcription by RNA polymerase II. Bases 187 to 669 code for a protein of 160 amino acids. Gene Ontology annotation, molecular function: sequence-specific DNA binding; DNA-binding transcription factor activity, RNA polymerase II-specific. Gene Ontology annotation, cellular component: nucleus. Lineage: Eukaryota; Metazoa; Chordata; Actinopteri; Carangiformes; Carangidae. The record is from RefSeq and is a predicted model, not a curated record.
UGGUGUAGUAAGUUGCAAGCUGGGGUACUUCGGCUACACAGGUCAGGUCUCCGAGAUCCAACAGAAAACCUGUUGAAAGACAGCAAAGGAACAUCAUGGGGUCCAAUAAACACAGGAGUACAAAAAGGCAGUGGGCAGAUUCAGCUGUGGCAGUUCCUGCUGGAGCUCCUCUCUGACAGCACCAACAUGUCGUGCAUCGCCUGGGAGGGAACCAACGGCGAGUUCAAGCUCAUCGACCCGGAUGAGGUGGCCCGGCGCUGGGGGGAGCGCAAAAGCAAACCCAACAUGAACUACGAUAAGCUGAGCCGAGCGCUGCGCUACUACUACGACAAAAACAUCAUGACCAAAGUCCACGGCAAGAGAUACGCCUAUAAGUUUGAUUUCCACGGCUUGGCGCAGGUGUGCCAGCCGUCCACCACGGAGCAGGCCAUCUACAAGUUUCAGGGUAACUUCUCCCCGAUUCCCUUCUCCGGGAUUUCCAAACUGAACCUCGUGGCUCCCGGCGUGGGGCCGUCGGGUUUCUCCUACUGGCCUGGUUCCCCACCAGCGGCUCUGUAUCACAGCCACAACCUCCAGCCUCCAGGGCCCUUUGGCACCGUGUCUCCGUCCCACAUCAGCUGUGUCAACAACAUCAACAGCCUGAGUAACAUCAACAACCAUUACAACUGACUAUUAAUGCGUCUUUUAGACAGACUGGGAGAAUAUUAACACCAAGAGUGAUACAGCAAUGAACGAGAGGACAGACAGGCCUAUUUUGGUUAGUUUGCAGGUGAAAAUACGGUUCCAGCCUCAAGCUGAUUUGAUUUGGUCAAAAAUUAACGUUUUCAAACGACACGCAAGAAUUAGCUCAACAGCACACAGCUGUUUAUAAAAAUGUAAUUAAGACCUACAGUCAUAGAUGAUGCUAGAACGACAGGUGUGUGUUAGAAAGACGUCUACAAACUUAUACUUUGACAAAAAAAUGUUUUUUCCCCCCAGUUCAAACCAACAGGCCAAGACGUCUUUACGCGAGCAAAUCCUUCAAUCCACUGCUGGCUGCCUAUCCAAU